Messenger RNA from Nanorana parkeri, 2775 nucleotides. It is a transcript of the gene SLC6A17, whose product is annotated as solute carrier family 6 member 17. The transcript has 12 exons. The coding region runs from base 96 to 2273 and encodes 725 amino acids. Gene Ontology annotation, cellular component: synaptic vesicle; plasma membrane. Lineage: Eukaryota; Metazoa; Chordata; Amphibia; Anura; Dicroglossidae. Gene Ontology annotation, biological process: alanine transport; L-leucine transport; glycine transport. The record is from RefSeq and is a predicted model, not a curated record.
CCGCCAGCACCAGACUGAUUUUGCAUGGGAGCUAGUAUUAAAUAGCUUCAGUGUUCCAGCAGUUUUCUCGUCAGCCGCAAUCUACUCAUCUCCAAAUGCCUAAAAACAGUAAAGUUACCCAGCGAGAGCACAGCAACCAGCAUGUUACAGAAUCAGUUGCUGACUUGUUGGCCCAUGAGGAGCCAAUAGAUCACAAGGCCAGUGCUCUAACUGUGUCUGGAGAGCAGUGCGGAGGAAAAGAGCUGGAAGAAAAUUUAGAAGAGGACAGACCAGCAUGGAACAGCAAAUUACAAUAUAUCCUAGCACAAAUUGGAUACUCUGUGGGUCUGGGCAAUGUGUGGCGAUUCCCAUAUCUGUGCCAGAAAAACGGUGGAGGAGCCUAUAUGGUGCCGUACCUGAUCCUGCUCAUUUUGAUUGGCAUCCCUCUCUUCUUUCUUGAGCUGGCUGUGGGACAAAAAAUUCGUAGAGGUAGCAUUGGUGUGUGGAAUUACAUAUGCCCACGUCUUGGAGGAAUUGGCUAUGCUAGCUGUGUGGUUUGCUUCUUUGUCGGCUUGUAUUAUAAUGUCAUCAUUGGAUGGAGCAUAUUCUACUUUUUCCAGUCAUUCCAGUAUCCUCUACCUUGGAAUGAAUGUCCACUUGUAGAAAAUGGAACUGUAAACAUGGUGGAACCCGAGUGUGAUAAAAGUUCAGCUACAACUUACUUCUGGUAUAGAGAAACUCUGGAUAUUUCAAAUUCAAUAUCAGAAGGAGGAGGUCUAAACUGGAAAAUGACACUGUGCUUGUUCUGUGCAUGGACUAUUGUAGGAAUGGCCAUGAUUAAAGGCAUCCAGUCCUCAGGGAAGGUUAUGUACUUUAGCUCACUCUUCCCAUAUGUGGUGCUUAUAUGCUUCCUUAUACGUGGAUUGCUGCUUAGAGGAUCUGUUGAUGGUAUUCUUCAUAUGUUAACCCCUCAGAUUGAUAAGAUGCUGGACCCCCAGGUGUGGAGGGAGGCAGCAACGCAAGUUUUCUUUGCUCUAGGCCUAGGCUUUGGUGGUGUCAUUGCCUUUUCAAGCUAUAAUAAGCAAGAUAAUAACUGCCAGUUUGAUGCAGCCCUUGUCUCGUUCAUCAACUUCUUCACCUCAGUGCUGGCCACCUUGGUUGUAUUUGCUGUUCUUGGGUUCAAGGCAAAUUUGAUGAAUGAAAAAUGUGUUGUACAAAAUGCUGAAAAAAUUCUUGGAUAUUUAAAUUCUCAUGUUCUGAGCUAUGAUCUUAUUCCACCACAUAUCAACUUCUCUCACUUGAGCACAGUAGAUUAUACUGAAAUGUAUCAAGUUAUUAAAACUGUGAAAGAGAAUCACUUUCAAGAUCUUCACCUUGAUGCAUGUUUGUUGGAGGAUGAACUAAAUAAGGCUGUACAAGGAACGGGAUUGGCAUUUAUUGCAUUCACUGAAGCCAUGACUCAUUUUCCUGCAUCUCCAUUUUGGUCUGUUUUGUUUUUCUUCAUGCUGAUUAAUCUUGGGUUAGGAAGUAUGAUUGGCACUAUGUCUGGGAUCAUUACACCCUUAAUUGAUACAUUUAAAGUACAAAAAGAAAUAUUAACGGUCGGCUGUUGCAUCCUUGCCUUCCUGCUGGGCUUGAUCUUUGUUCAGCGUUCGGGGAAUUAUUUCGUCUCCAUGUUUGAUGAUUACUCUGCCACUCUACCACUCACCAUUGUGGUCAUCCUGGAAAAUAUUGCAGUAGCUUGGGUGUAUGGCACAAAGAAGUUUAUGCAGGAGCUCACUGAAAUGCUUGGAUUUCGCCCAUACAAAUAUUACUUUUACACGUGGAAGUAUGUUUCACCAAUCAUUAUGGCAAUUCUCCUAUCAGCUAGUGUAAUACAGCUGGCAAUUAGUCCUCCAGGAUACAGUGCAUGGAUCAAAGAACUGGCAAUCGAGCAAUUUUUGCCGUAUCCUCCUUGGGCUUUGUCAUUACUUAUUUGUCUAAUAAUAUUGGCAAUACUUCCAGUACCUGUAAUCUUCAUUCUUGCACAUUUCCAACUAAUACCAGAUGGUUCUAACAGACUAUCUGUAUCAUACAAGAAGGGUCUUAGAAUGAAGGAUAUUUCCAACUUGGAGGAUAAUGAUGAAACACGCUUUAUACUCAGUAAAGUGCCUAGUGAGACUCCAUCUCCAAUGCCAACUCAUCGCUCAUAUCUAGGCCCAGAAAAUGCUUCUCCUUUGGAUUAUACUGGCACAUCUAACGGGCAGUACGGUAGUGGCUUUGUAAUGGCCGCCACUCCUGAGUCAGAACUGUAAUCCUUCUGUGUUCAACCACAAUGUCAAACGCAAUGGACAUUCAUUUCUCCAAAAGAAAGCACUUUUCAAAAUUAUUUUCUGCAAAAGCUGGUUGCACAGUAAUGGGAUGCUGUGUGUAAAAGAGUUGAAAUGGAUGUUUCAUCAUAUUACAAUCUUAUCCACCUCUGGUACGUCAGUGGUGGUCAUCUGUGCUACAGUAUUCCUUUAACUGCAGACAUCUGGUGACUUGCUUCUGCUUUGUGAGUUUACACAUCACUUCACUGUGUAUAUUCAUACUUACGGUAAAAAGAAGAAAAAAAAAAGAACAUGUAAUGGUGUUUAACACUCCAUAACUGCUUUAAACACAAAUUUAGUACAUAAUCUGCUAUUGUUUAUUGAUCAGUUUUUUUCAUGAUUAUGUUGGCUCACGUAAUAGAUUUCUGUGUCCGAUGAUUAUAAUAGCACAACACACAUGGUUUAAUAACACAAUCUUUGUAAAAACAUAGAUUAUCUGAGUAAUUUA